Messenger RNA from Trichomonas vaginalis G3, 399 nucleotides. RefSeq lists its product as uncharacterized. The transcript has a single exon. NCBI's taxonomy places the organism in Eukaryota, Parabasalia, Trichomonadida, Trichomonadidae. The coding region runs from base 1 to 399 and encodes 132 amino acids. The record is from RefSeq and is a predicted model, not a curated record.
AUGCUGAAGAACUCCGGCUACGAACAAUUACUCUGCAGCAAUGGCAACCAGUUCAAGUUGUCUGUUACUGCAGUCAACACAAAUGGCUGCGCAAACCAAGGCACACUCAAGCUCUGCGUUGGCUCACAAAAGAACUUCACAAAGAAUGCUCAGGAAUUCAAGGUUGGAGCAAAGCCACAGAGCACAGAGUAUAACUUCCAGUACCAGAACCCACACCGCUCAUCAAUUGUUAUCGCUCUUUACAACAGAAAGAGUUUCUGGUCCGAUAACAAGCAAAUCGGCAAGGCAGAAAUUACACUCGAUAACUUCGACAUCAAUUCUUCUUGCACACGCGAAGUCCAGCUCGGAGAAAAUGGCCCAAAGGUCAUUCUUCAAGCCACAAGAAAUGAGAACUUUUAA